Messenger RNA from Naegleria lovaniensis, 1002 nucleotides. RefSeq lists its product as uncharacterized. The transcript has a single exon. The coding region runs from base 1 to 1002 and encodes 333 amino acids. NCBI's taxonomy places the organism in Eukaryota, Heterolobosea, Eutetramitea, Acrasida, Naegleriidae. The record is from RefSeq and is a predicted model, not a curated record.
AUGUCUCCAUCAUCAUCAACAAGCCUUGCUAAACAAAUUCUUGUUGAGAAAUUUCAGCACACAUCCAUUGAACAAUUGGUCGGACAUCACAAACAAAUUCUCUCCUUCACCGAAGAUGAAACAAUUUCUCAUGCCAUACAACAACUCAUGAAAUGGGAUGUUCGUUCAGCACCAAUUUAUACACACAAAGAGAAGACCCAAAAAGCUUCAGAAGUUCAGUUUAUUGAUUUCAGUGAUAUUAUUGCUUUCAUGGUAGAUACAUACAGACAAGCAAUUAACGAGAUGAAUCAUAAUACACCAGUUUCACCAAGAAGAAUGACAAUAACAGCUCAAUUGUUGCAAAACCCUCAAGUAGCAAAAGCUAUUUUGGAAACACCUGUUAUUAAAGUUGCCAAUUACUCAAAGAUGGAUGCUCACGGCACACUAACUCUUAAGGCAACAGCAAUGGAUGCCAUCGGGCAAUUCGCUAUGGGAAAUAAGCGUAUUAUAAUUGAGGAUGAACAAGGAAUGAUCAUAAACGUGGUUUCACAUUCCGAUGUCAUCAAGUUGAUGAAAGAUACAAUCGAUGCAAACGAAGGAAAGUUCGACGCCACGUGCCAGGACUUACACUUGGCUCGUGAUUUGAAGUGUUGUGCUGAUGAAAAUAUGCGUACAAUUGAUGUUUUUGUCAUGAUGACAGAACAUAAGGUUAAUUUUGUGCCUAUUGUUAGUGAGGAAAAGCAUCUUGUUAGCGUUUUGAGCUCUAGAGAUAUUCAAAUGGUUUCCGAAGGAGACUUUUCUCUUUUAGAUUUGCCUGUCAUUGACUUUUUAUCUGCUGUACGUCAAAAGAGUGUCAACGAAAAGUAUCCAUAUAUUUAUUGCAAACCAGAUUCAUCUAUGGAACUUAUUGUGAAAAGAUUGAAAGCCACUAGAGUUCACAGACUUAUUGUUCUCGAUAACCAAUUCCCAUCCGGUGUGGUCAGCACAUUCAGCUUGGUAUCGUUUUUAAGCAAGCACAACUAG